Molecule: messenger RNA, 996 nt
Organism: Olea europaea var. sylvestris
Lineage: Eukaryota; Viridiplantae; Streptophyta; Magnoliopsida; Lamiales; Oleaceae
Exons: 9
Coding region: 1-996 (331 amino acids)
Source: RefSeq, a predicted model, not a curated record
AUGGUUGUUGAUAUAGUAACGGUAUUAAAAGGAAGCGAGAUACAUGACAGAAUACAUAGGCUGUUAUCUUUAAUUUCUCUUCUCAUAAUUAUUCUUGUUUUUUGUUUAAGCAAGAAGGAAACAGUAUUCUUAGCUAAUGAACGAAUCAAUUACUGGCAAAAUCUUAGAUUUAGGCUUAAAAGUCAUGAAACUAGUAAUGGACACAUGCAUAACAUGAGAAGAUGGAUUGAAUUAGAAAGGAGAUUACAACAGAAUUUAACAAUUGAUAAAGCCGUGCAAGAUCUAAUCAACAAAGAUAGAGAACAUUGGAGAGAAGUUUUUGUGAGGAAAGUUUCUAUUGUUAGCUUUCCAUGUAAGAAUAAUUUGGCAUUUUGGGGGACUAAUGAGAAAAUUUAUGAAAAAGAUAAUGGGAGUUUUUCAUGUCUAAUUGAAAUGAUUGCAGAAUUCGAUCUAUUUUUGAGGAAACACAUCCGUCGUAUUCAAGAAAAAGAAAUUCAUCAUAAUUACCUUAGUGACAAAAUUCAAAAUAUGAAACUCGAAGAAUUUUUGAAACAUGACAUUGAUUCUGACAUUGAUGGAUCGGAGUUAUUUUCUGAGCUACAAAUUGCUGCUCGUAGCUUAGCUUUGAAAAAGCUCGAGUCCGCUCAGCUUGAGGCUCGUGAGAACCGAGUCGAAGUUCGGACCAAGCCCCAUUUUGGGGUGCCCGAGAAGCUUCUCAAAGUUGAAAUUGAUAAAAUCCUAUUUUUGAUCACCAAUGUCCCAAGAAAGAUUGAAUGUGGUCAUGUUGUAAUAUUUGAUAUAAACAUUUUGUACGAGUUUAUUCAAUUUUAUUCUAAUAGUUCGAAUAACCAGCAAUAUAACAUUGUGGUUUUGUGCAGAGUGGAGCGUAGUCCUCCUCUAUUGAGGGUGACGAUGACCAAGUUUGCUCCAUCAAUGAACAGUAGGGUUCUCUUUGAUCUUGGAAUUUUGCCACUUUGCCAGAAUCAAAAGUUGUAA